Molecule: messenger RNA, 1320 nt
Organism: Dentiscutata erythropus
Lineage: Eukaryota; Fungi; Glomeromycota; Glomeromycetes; Diversisporales; Gigasporaceae
Source: the annotation of a GenBank genome assembly
AUGCAAAAAGACGAAUACCAUCACUACAUUCCAAGAUUCAUUUUACGUAAUUUUGCUACUGACAAUUAUGAAAGAAUAUUCACGAGCAACAAAGAGCUAUUCAGUCAGAAAAAAAAGUUAUGGAAGUCAAAAAAGAAGGGCGAAUUUCUCCAAACUUACGAUAGAGCUAACGAUCAAUUGGGUACUUCUUUGAUUUCAAGAAUUUAUGGAGACACAAAUAUGUAUAAAGAUCUUAAUCAUGAUGACACAAUGCGUGUGGAAAAAAAAUUAGCUAUUCUUGAAGAGAAAGCAUCAAAAGUGAUUAGAGAUAUUAUCGAGACAUCUCAAACGAAAAGCCGAAUUGUUUUGCUUAGGAAAAAUAUUUCUGACUUACGUAAAUUUCUCUUCAUUAUGAGUUACAGAAUACCUUUUAGAAGAAAUCAGUUUGCAGAUAAAAGAUUUGAUAUCGUUACUUGGUCAAUGGUCGAAAGUUUUAUGCAGCAACACAAAUUACAAAAUCCGCAAGAAGUUUGGUUACAAAACGUCCGAGAAAUCAUAGAUACUCCACAUGAAGACGUCAAAGACAAUACAAGAAUAUUCUUUGUAGAUAGAAUGGAUUACAGAUUGGUUAUGAUCGAUUGUUUCCUCGCAAUUUGGCAAGCUGGUGAAAAUGAUGAAUUUAUUAUGGCCGACCACGCAUUUGGAAUUUUUGAAGGUAUAAAUAUUGACAGACCCAUAGAAGUGGGAGGUCCAAUUCAUAAAAUGUUCCAUAGCAUUUACAUUAUCUCUCCAAAGUUAGCUGUAGUCCUUUGUACUUCUGGAUUUCGAGAAGGUAUUGGAUUUGAGAGGCAAGAUGAAUUUUUUGGAUUUAAACAACGUUCGAUUUUUGAAAAUGUUCCACAUCCACCACCAGUUCCAGAAUAUAUUAGCCUCAAAGAUUGCAAAUUAAAACCAGAAAACGAAUUUAACGAGUCAUUUGAUUGGAGCAAAUAUGACAAUACGUUUGAUUGGUGGGCAAAUCAGUCGGGUUUCAAAAAACAUGAUGAUGACAAAUUUACUUUAACCUUCGUUAAAGUCAAUUCUGCCACCGUUCACCUCGUAAACUCUCUUGUGCUUAAUGAGGCUAAACCAAGCCUACAAGUAUCUUUCCUUUCUCUUCCAUAUUUUUAUAAGACGGUAAUAAAAUAUAAUAAAAGUGCCUUUUACAAAGUUACACCGCAGAACUUCUCGAUCAUGAAAAGAACUUUGUUCAAGGCGUUGAACAAAACACAUGAAGAAGACUUGAAUCUCCGAAAAAAUAUUUCAGCCGAAAACAAAUCUUGGAAUCUAUUCAAGCUUUAA